GUUUGAGUGGUGAGUUGAAAGCACACGCUUAAUGUUAUCCAAUAUUAAUGGGCACUAUAUAUCUAUCUAUAUCCAUCUCGAUCUGUUCAACCCUUCACUUCAAUAUAUGUAAUUAAACAAAAACAACAAGAAUAAUUAAAUAAUGACUUCAAGAUUGAAAAAAUGCAUUCUUGUUGUUUUAGCAUACCUUAUGGUGCUGCAGAUGUGGGGCCCCUAUGCCGCCGCAGGAGCAGCCACUAGUCGGAGCUUACGCAGUGACCCACCCGACGAGAUGGUGCAGAGGUACGAAGAGUGGAUCGGCCAGUACGGGCGAGUGUAUUCAAACGAGACCGAGAAAGCGCAGCGGUUCACGGUGUUCAGAGACAAUGCAAUGUUCAUUGAUUCCUUUAAUCAGGCCAGAAACCAGUCCUUCACUCUGGCUAUCAAUGAGUUUGCAGACUUGACCAACGAAGAGUUUCGGUCCACCAGACUGGGCUACAUUGCGCCACCGCCUUCCGUGGUCACAACGCCGUUCAUAUAUGAGAACAUCACCGCCCUUCCCCCGACAGUGGAUUGGCUUAAGAGUGGAGCGGUCACUCCCAUCAAGAACCAGGAGCAAUGUGGGUGUUGUUGGGCAUUCUCCGCCGUGGCGGCGACAGAGGGACUCACCAAGAUUACCACCGGGAAACUGAUAUCGUUAUCGGAGCAGCAGCUGGUGGACUGCGACCAUAUAAGUCACGGGUGCAACGGCGGAUGGAUGCAAGCCGGAUUCAAGUACAUCACGGAGAACAACGGCAUAACCACAGAACAAAACUACCCGUAUGUGAAGGCGCAAGGGCCCUGCCAGCAGAACAAGGCCUCCGCCAUGGCAGCCAAGCUCGGCGGCUUCGUCAACGUUCCCCAGAACAGCGAGGCGGAUCUCAUGAAGGCCGUGGCGCAUCAGCCGGUGUCCGUGUCCAUUGACGCCGCCGGACAAGAGAUGCAGUUCUAUGGUGGAGGGAUUUUCAAUGCCGCCUGUUCGACAAUAAUCAACCACGGAGUCACGGCGAUCGGGUACGGGACAGACCCCGCCGGGACGAAGUAUUGGCUGAUCAAGAACUCGUGGGGGGCCAAUUGGGGAGAGCAAGGUUACUUACGGUUGCUCAAGGAUAACGGUGUUCCCGAAGGAAUUUGUGGGAUUGCCACGCAAGCUUCUUUCCCUCUUCCUGCCAAAUGAUACAGGUGGAAGCCCCGGGUGGAAUGUCAGCUUAUGGUUUUAUAAAUAAUAAAUCACAUAUACUAUUACCAUUUGAGGAUGGUGUUGAUCUGUUAAUUAUAUUAGAAUUAGAAUGCAUUGAUACUAUCUGCUCCAUCUACACAAUAACAUACAGAGUAUUGGGAUUGUUUGUCCAUUUUGAAAUGAAAUGUGACUUGAGAG
This is a messenger RNA of Cuscuta europaea, 1396 nucleotides long. Lineage: Eukaryota; Viridiplantae; Streptophyta; Magnoliopsida; Solanales; Convolvulaceae. The record is from the annotation of a GenBank genome assembly.